Messenger RNA from Aspergillus affinis, 1182 nucleotides. Its product is annotated as Glycineserine hydroxymethyltransferase. The record is from RefSeq and is a predicted model, not a curated record. The coding region runs from base 1 to 1182 and encodes 393 amino acids. Lineage: Eukaryota; Fungi; Ascomycota; Eurotiomycetes; Eurotiales; Aspergillaceae. The transcript has 4 exons.
AUGCAGCUGCAAGACACCGCUGAUCAAAUCCCCAGGAGAACCUUUGUGAUUUCGACAUCGGUCCUCCUCGGCCUCGCGCUGGUGGCCGUCACCGCUCGAUUCCUCAUUCGAUUCCGCGUCCAACGACAGCUACCAAAUAUUGACGAUUGCUGCCUGACGCUGGCUUUUGCUCUACUCCUCAUCGGCUUCGGAUUCCUGCACGAACAGAUCCUCGACCGUAUGUAUCUCAUCGCCUCGUUGCAAAGACAAGCCGGAGAAAAAGUCAUUCCCGGUCCAGAAUGGAUGCAGCUCUCGUCGGAAUUUCACAAAUGGGUCACUAUUUGCUCAAUAAUAACGUGGUGUUCCAUCAUGAUGGUCAAAUUCAGCUUUCUGUUUUUCUUCAAGCGGCUGAUAGAUUCCAUUCUGCACUGGUGGAUCUACUGGAUCUUCGUCACCCUCUAUAACGUUGGGAACCUGGGCUAUGGAGUCGCAAUUUACUAUACUGGUUGUCCUUUUUUCUUUGACCCCAGAGGGCUACAGUGUGUCUUUGGGCCCUACAAAAAAUUGUUCGUGACGGAGUUGAUCGCUCAAAUGGUGUUGGAUAUCAUUGGGGACAUCUUGAUUCUCACAAUACCUAUCGCGGUGACCUGGACUGUCCGAGUCUCUUGGAAGCAAAAGAUCAUCCUGAUAUGCUCUCUCUGUUUGACCAUCAUCAUGGCGUCUAUUUCGAUCAUUCGCGUAUCCUUAUUUAUCUACCAGGGGGUGGUAGACGUCAUCUGGGGACUCUUUUGGCAGUUUCUCGCCGCCGAAGUGGGCGUCUUCCUGGCUGCAGCCGCUGCCUUUCGGUCUUUCUUCGUGACUCGCAAGAACAGCAAAAACACCACGCCGCCGUACUCCAUCAAACGUUUCGUCAAAAAGUCAAUUACGGGGACCUACCGUCCCAGAGGCCUGCAUUCCCUGCAUAGCUCUUCGUACAGGGAUUCCAGAAUUGAUUUAGAAGACAUGGCGAACGACAGUACCGACAUGAACGGGCCCUAUAACAGCCAUCGAGGCCAAGAUUCUCGAGCGGAAGUUCCUCGCGAACAAAACCCGGGAAUGAUGCCCCAAGACCGCAGACAUGCUCUACCUCUUUGUCCAAGUAGAGUUCGAACGAAGGAUUCAACUAAGAUGGGUGCUACCCAUAGUGUCAUAAGCAUGGACUAA